Molecule: messenger RNA, 3455 nt
Organism: Vitis riparia (riverbank grape)
Lineage: Eukaryota; Viridiplantae; Streptophyta; Magnoliopsida; Vitales; Vitaceae
Product: NF-kappa-B-activating protein
Exons: 5
Coding region: 155-1780 (541 amino acids)
Biological process (GO): regulation of gene expression
Cellular component (GO): nucleus
Molecular function (GO): chromatin binding
Source: RefSeq, a predicted model, not a curated record
GUAGAGGCGGCAUCGAAACCUUGCAAUUGUGCGAGAGGAGUGGCUAAAAAUCGAUUGGUUCCCUCCGGCCGCCGGUACAUCUCUCUAUAUCCCUACGAUUUGUGUCUUCAGUUUUCUAUUUUUCCUUUACGGCGUUUCCUUCGUUUAGACCGCUAUGGGUAGGCCUUCGUCCACGGUUGAGAUCCCUGACAAACGACACCGUAUAGAGAACGGUGCUCACUCGCCGGAUUCCGACUCACCCCGCGACCACCGCCGUCGUCGAAGCCCCGACUAUGGUAGGUACGAUCCCGAUUCCGAGCGCCGCCAUCGCCGUCGGUCCGAUUCGCCUGAUUAUCCAAACCCUAGACGAAGCCCUAGAUCCGACGCCCGGCGGGUUGGCUCUGGAGACCGCAAGAAUCGUUCCGCUACGUUUUUAGACCGCGAUUAUAAGAACGGGCGAUACUCGGAGUCGGAGUCCGAUGAGGAAUUGAAGGGGUUGAGUUUUGAAGAGUAUCGCAGGCUCAAGAGGCAGAAGCUGAGGAGGAUGUUGAGGAAUUGUAUAUGGAACGUUACGCCGAGUCCUCCGAGAAACGCGAAUGAAGAGGAAUUCGAACCGGAACCGGAGGAGUUCACAGAGAAAUAUGUUGUAGAAGAGGACAAACGAGAAAACAAUGAUUUGAAGAAGGAGAUCAAGGGAAGCGCAAAAUCCGAGUUAGAACGAUCAGAGAGAAGUGAAUCUGAGAGCGAGUCGGAGUCUGACUCUGAAUCCGAGGAUUCACGGUCUAGGAGAAAGAGAAAGGGUUCGAGGUCUAGGAGGAGAACUGGGAAAUCAUCCUACAGUGACGGCGAAUCGGAUGGUGAUGACAGUGAAAGUGAUGAUUAUGAAGAUUCACGAUCGAGGAAAAAGGGGAAGAGCUCGAGCUCUAGGAGGAGGAAUAAAAAAUCAUCCUACAGUGAUAGUGACUCAGAAGAUGAUGCAAGUGAGAGUGAUGACGAGAAAGAAGAUAAUCGGAGGAAGAAGAAGUCGAGCAGAAGCAGAAGUAGACGAAGUGGGAGCAGUAGGAAAAGUAGCAAGAGGAAAAGGAGGAGUAGGAGGAGUUAUUCAGAUGAAAGUGAUAGUGAAGUGAGUGGAAGUGACGAAUCUGAUAGGCCAAGGUCACAGAAGCAGGGGCAAGCUUUGUCAACUAAAUCUAAAAGGAGCAAGAAAAAGAGCAGGUCUGAAACAUAUAGUGAGAGUUCAUAUUCCGAUAAGAGUUCAGAUUCUGAAGUUGAUGCAAAAAGCAAAAUGAAGGCAGAGGAUGUAAUGAUAAAUGAAGUUAAUGCAGAGGCUUUAAUAUUUAAAGAGAUGAUUGAAUUACAGAAGAAGCCUGCAUUGGAUAAUGAACCGACUGUUGGUCCAAUGCCAUUGCCCAGAGCAGAAGGGCACAUUAGUUAUGGUGGUGCGCUUAGGCCAGGUGAAGGUGAUGCCAUUGCCCAGUAUGUUCAGCAAGGGAAGCGUAUUCCUCGAAGAGGAGAAGUGGGUCUUUCAGCAGAGGAGAUCCAGAAGUUCGAGGGCCUUGGUUAUGUUAUGAGUGGCAGCAGGCACCAGAGGAUGAAUGCAAUUCGUAUCAGGAAAGAAAACCAGGUUUAUAGUGCAGAGGACAAAAGGGCAUUGGCAAUGUUUAACUACGAAGAGAAGGCAAAACGUGAGCAUAAGGUUAUGGCUGAUUUGCAGCGACUGGUGCAACGCCACAUUGGGCAGGAUGUUGGUCCCACUCAUGAUCCUUUUGCUGUGAAAGGUGCUGAGGGCACUGAUACUUGAACCUAAUUGCUUAUGUGAUGCACAAUCUUUGUAUAGCUCAUGCAAUAACGAUGAAGGUUCAGGACAUGAGCUGAUUAAGGUACCUCAUGUGUUUCAGACUAGCCCACACUAUUGUAACAUCAGUUUGGCUCAGAAUCAUCACUCAAAAUUUAUCAAAGAUUUGAGGGCAUUUGACUCAGAUUCAGCCAUUAUAAGCAUGCAAAAUUAGAGAAGAGAAAAGAAGCUGCAGAUGAACUCUGCUAAGCACAUAUGCUAGUAGUUUCACUGCCUAAGGGAAUUCUGCCACGCCAGCAUCUAAUUGAGUUUUCCAAUACGAAGAUUGAGCUUUUUUUUUUACCUUUUGGAUGAAUGAAGAAAAGCUGGGUGGAGGGUCACUUGGAAAUCAAGAAAACUCCUUUGCAGUGGGGAGGGGUGUGUUUUUAUGCAGCCUGAUGAGAGGUCAAAGUCAAGCUCUGUGGGGGGCAACUUUUUCUGCAGUCAAAUGUAUUGGCCUGACUGGACUAAACCCAAAAUAACAGGCGGACAGGAGAACAACAGAGGAUACUGGAUAUCACGGCAGUUGAAGGUAAAGAGAGGCUGAAAUGAGCCCAUUGGUCCUGUGAUAUUCCAUAUCUGGGUGCGGCAGCAGCAGGGACAUGCACUGGUCAGGCACUGCUGUUUUGUACUACCCUUAUGGCUUAGAUUCCACAGUGAUAAGAAGCAUCCACUUUCCCCCACUAACAGGGACAAAUCAGGGUUUCCAAUGCCUUUUCCUAGUUUACAGUAUUAACUUUAUGCCCAAGGUUUGACCUCCUAAUCCUCAUGUCCAGAGACCUCAGAAGACUGAAGAGGUCAUUAUUUUGGGGCACUACACACUCUGGGAAGGAAAAUGGAGAAAGACCCUCAGUUUUUUUUUACCUAAUUUUAGUCUAAUAAUAUUUCUUUAUAUAUUUAUUCAACAUGGUGGAUUGAAUUUUGAGUUGGAUGAUAACCAAUUUCACACCUCAGAAUUUUCUCCAUAUCAAGCUAUAAGUUUGGUCAGAGUCAAAAUUUCCAUUUUCCCCCUUUUCUAGCACAAAGAGGUAAUGGUUUUUUCUUAUAAUAAUUGUUGAUGAUAUGAACCCACUUUUUUACAAUGAGGGAAGGCGUCACGUCUUGAUCCACGGUUUGGUUCAAGAAUUUUGAGUCAAUACCAAUCCUCUUAUGUCUAGGUGGGUGAUGUAUUUGAUUAUUUUAUAUUAUUUUUUCAACUAAUAAAAUUUACAUUGAAACUGCAUUUUGAAAAUAUGGCUUCAUAUUUUGCAUUGAAGUCUUAUAUCAUUUGAACUGAAGAAUGUGACUUUAAUGCAAAUGAUGAAUGAUAUUUUCACAAUGUAGUUUUAAUUUAGAUUAAAAACCCGUAUUUUGAAAAUGUGAUUUCAACCUAAUUAAAAAAAUAAACAAAAUACAAAUUUAUUUACGAAGGGAAUUCACGGGGAGCACACUUGACAUAAAGUAGUAAACUUGGAUUCACAAGAGAAGAAUUGAUGUGAUAUUGUAGCAAAGGAAGUUGUUUGAUAUCCCGUGACCUGAAUGAAGACAAGACGAGGCAUUAGGAAGGAACUCAAGGGGAGAAUCCUCAUUCCAAGAUUUUCUUCUCCCUCUCUUUAUCAUUCUUGUAAGUUUAUAUUGAACCUCUGCUUAACUUUUUGACCCC